AUGGACGACGAAGCGCCUGUCAUAUACGGACUUGAAUUUCAGGCAAGAGCAUUGUCUGCUCAAACAGCAGAGACAGAUAAGAUACGCUUCCUAGUGGGUACACAGUCACUCAGGGCAGAAAACCAGAUCCACCACAUAGAUUUUGAUGAUGAAAACAACAUCAUAAACAAGAUUGUAUAUAUACAUCGAGAGGGCGAAAUCUGGGACAUCAGUGCUUCAACGCUUGACAGUAAUCUGCUCACGACCUGCUACAACAAAACAUCAGAAUCCAAGACAGAGAUGCGUGGAACAGUAUGGAGACUUCCUUCAGACUAUGACAGUUGUCAGGUUGAGGACCAGACUUCCCAUCAGCCUUUGCAGCUAGUGUGUCACCUAGAUAACUCUGAAUAUGGGGACAUGAAAAGCAUCCUUUGGCAUCCGACUGGUGAUAAUAGCAAUCUGAUUGGUUUGUCAGACAAUCAUAUUCUCCUCUGGGACCUGGAGAGUUCAUCAAAUACUGCAAAGCUGUCUGCCUCUGUGGAGUUAGAGAGCAAGGGUCAGCCAAAGAUGACCUGUGGUCGAUGGAACCCACACCACAAUAGCCAGCAGGUGGCCACAGCCAAUGACACAGCCAUACGAGGGUGGGAUAUUCGCUCCAUGCAACAGGUGUACAUGAUUGAGAAUGCUCAUGGUCAGCUGGUCAGAGAUGUGGACUUUAACCCCAAUAAGCAAUAUUUCCUGGCAAGUUGUGGAGAUGACUGUAAGGUCAAAUUCUGGGACACCAGGAAUCCCACCGAGCCCCUCAAAGUUUUAUCAGAACAUUCACACUGGGUAUGGUCUGUGAGAUAUAACCAUUUCCACGACCAACUUGUCCUGUCAUCCAGCAGUGACAGUCGUGUCAUCCUCAACAAUAUUGUGUCCUUAUCAUCAGAGCCAUUUGGACAUCUGGUGGAGAAUGAAGAAGACAGUGAUGAGGACCAACAGAUCCAGAAUCAGUCUGGAGAAGUGCCAAAGGAUGGAGUGAUAGCUACUUACGAGGAACAUGAGGACAGUGUAUAUGCUUCAGACUGGUCUUCAGCAGACCCAUGGGUCUUCGCUUCCCUUAGUUAUGAUGGACGUUUAGUGAUCAACAGAGUACCAAGGGUGGAGAAAUAUAAGAUUUUAUUAUGAUUGUUUAAAGCUAUCAACAGAGAUAUUAACGGGAAAAUCAGAUGAUUGAAAGGGAUCUUUAUUGACUAUAUUCAAUUAAUUUGACUUUGUGGGCAUGACUUUCUGCAAUAUUUUUCUUGAUUUUAUCUGCAGUAAUGUAAUGUUUCAGUGAUACAUUUAUAAAUGUAAUACCUUUUUUUUCUUUUCCUCAACUUUCCUCAAAAGUUGAAGACCAAAUGGAACUCAAAACUUACAAUUCAUGAACACUUGUAGAUGAAGUUACCCAUUGUCUGAUUCCAU
This is a messenger RNA of Ylistrum balloti, 1428 nucleotides long. Its product is annotated as EARP and GARP complex-interacting protein 1-like. Gene Ontology annotation, biological process: protein ubiquitination. Gene Ontology annotation, molecular function: protein binding. The transcript is spliced from 9 exons. The record is from RefSeq and is a predicted model, not a curated record. The coding region runs from base 1 to 1149 and encodes 382 amino acids. Lineage: Eukaryota; Metazoa; Mollusca; Bivalvia; Pectinida; Pectinidae.